UGCAGUCCGAGAGUAACAUUGGCUGGGUACAGUAUCCCACAUCCUUCCCUUGAAUGUGUCAAUGUCCGUGUCCAGACAACCGGUGAUCCAGCUAGGGAGGUUUUGAAAGAUGCAUGUCAAGAGCUCAUGCUCAUGAACAGACAUGUGAGGAGUGUCUUUCACAAGGCGGUUUCAGAGUUUAAGGAAGAACAUGCACGUUUGAAGGCUGAAGAAGAAGAACUUAAGAAGCAGAGGGAUCUACUUGAGUCCAUGGACUUUGAAAGCAACUAAUGUCUUAAGAACUCCAUGGAGUUGGUCUUGUCUGCCUUGUCUUAAAUCCAGAUUUUUCAUGAUAAAAAUAAGCUACAAAUUAUUCUAAUUAGUGAUUAAUGAGCAAAGAACAAAUGUAUUAGCAAGAUGUUUAAAG
This is a messenger RNA of Brassica rapa (field mustard), 406 nucleotides long. RefSeq names its product DNA-directed RNA polymerases I and III subunit RPAC2. The record is from RefSeq and is a predicted model, not a curated record. Gene Ontology annotation, molecular function: protein dimerization activity. Gene Ontology annotation, cellular component: RNA polymerase I complex; RNA polymerase III complex. NCBI's taxonomy places the organism in Eukaryota, Viridiplantae, Streptophyta, Magnoliopsida, Brassicales, Brassicaceae. Gene Ontology annotation, biological process: transcription by RNA polymerase III; transcription elongation by RNA polymerase I.